UGGAUGCAGGAAGUGGUGUCGAUGAUGGCAGGCGACGGCACGUCAGCAAGGAUCAAACAGGAACUGAUUGAAACGUCCUGCUGCAGUCCGUCCCCAUCGUCGGUCGGUAGCUUAUCCCAGACCAACAUACUGUACGGCAAUUCACCCACAGGAAAGAUGGACUUCAAAUGCAGUAGCAACAACAACGACACACAUCUCACAGAGCUGCACGGUAGCGGUGGUGCCAGCGGAAGCAACGGCAAUGCGAAACCACAGUCCCCCGGCUCACCGGAUCGGCAGUUCUGCAGCUCAACUACCUCCGCCAUCGGGGACUUUGGCAGCGAUGGCACAAACCACGACACGAUCAAGGAGGAACUGCCUCGGCGGCUGUGUCUGGUGUGUGGAGACGUUGCCAGUGGAUUCCACUACGGCGUUGCCAGCUGUGAAGCAUGUAAAGCAUUUUUUAAACGUACCAUUCAAGGAAACAUCGAGUACACCUGUCCCGCAAGCAACGACUGUGAAAUAAACAAACGGCGACGGAAAGCGUGCCAGGCGUGCCGGUUCCGCAAGUGUCUGCUGAUGGGAAUGCUCAAGGAGGGCGUGCGGCUGGAUCGGGUUCGUGGCGGCCGGCAAAAGUAUCGCCGCAAUCCGUGCUCCAACCCGUACCAGAUGCAGAUCAUUCAGUCGAACCAGCAGUACACGGCUCAAACGCUGGAAGACAUCAAAAUACUGGAAGUAUUAUCUUCGUUCGAGCCGGAUCCGCUGUCGAUCGGCGGUGGCGGUGAUAUGAUGGCGGUCGGCGACGAGCGCACCGGUCACGGUGCCCAAACGUCCAGCUCAUCGUUUUCGUCCGCUUCGUCGUCCUCGUCGACGAGCAGCACCAGCAGCAACUCGCCCGGUGCUACAGCGGCCGCCGCCGAUUCCGGUCUCGAUCGGAUGGUGAUGGGUGGCGAUGCACAGGAAAUAUUGAGCGUGCUGAGUGAUAUUUACGAUAAGGAGCUGGUCGGUGUGAUUGGCUGGGCGAAGCAGAUACCGGGCUUUACCGAUCUGCCACUGAACGACCAGAUGCGGCUGCUGCAGGUGAGCUGGGCCGAGCUGCUGACGCUAAUGCUUGCCUACCGCUCGAUCCCGUUCGAUGGUCGGCUGUACUUUGCCACCGACUUCUGGCUCGACGAGCGAUCGGCAAAGGAGUGUGGUGCCCUUGAUCUCUAUAACCAUCUUGCACAAAUCACCCAACGAUUGGAAAAGAUCUCGGCCACCAAGGAAGAGUACUAUCUGCUGAAGGCCCUGUCCCUGUCAAAUUGUGAUAUCAGACUGGAUAACUACAGUGCGCUCAAGAAAAUUCGUGACUCGAUACUGUACGCACUCAAUGAUUGUGUGCUGCUGAUAAGGCAACAUCAGGCGGUGUCCCAUCAGCAGCAGCUGCUACUGUUGCUGCCAUCGUUACGGCAAGCGGAUCACAUUAUUCGCAAAUUCUGGACGAAUGUGCAUAUCGAGGGCAACGUAACGAUGAACAAACUGUUUGUCGAAAUGCUCGAGUCCGUCUCACGAUAA
This is a messenger RNA of Anopheles maculipalpis, 1533 nucleotides long. It is a transcript of the gene ERR, whose product is annotated as estrogen-related receptor gamma. The record is from RefSeq and is a predicted model, not a curated record. The coding region runs from base 4 to 1533 and encodes 509 amino acids. Gene Ontology annotation, molecular function: steroid binding; nuclear steroid receptor activity; sequence-specific DNA binding. Lineage: Eukaryota; Metazoa; Arthropoda; Insecta; Diptera; Culicidae. Gene Ontology annotation, cellular component: nucleus. Gene Ontology annotation, biological process: regulation of DNA-templated transcription. The transcript is spliced from 6 exons.